This is a messenger RNA of Cotesia glomerata, 1605 nucleotides long. RefSeq lists its product as uncharacterized. NCBI's taxonomy places the organism in Eukaryota, Metazoa, Arthropoda, Insecta, Hymenoptera, Braconidae. The transcript is spliced from 2 exons. The record is from RefSeq and is a predicted model, not a curated record. The coding region runs from base 93 to 1595 and encodes 500 amino acids.
CAGAUCAAUAAAAAAGAAGCUGCUUUCAAUUUUACCCAAAAGACAGUUGGGAAGUCAGUUGUAUAGCAUCUGAAUUUAACUGUUCUCGAAAAAUGGUACUGAAUCUUAAAAAUGAUAUCAGUGAAUCUGAGAAUGUUGAUUUAGACUCUGGUGAAAUGACUACUAAUACUUUGAAUCCCACAAAAGUUCCAGGCAAUCAGCCGCUUAAGUUAGAUGUAAAAAAACUUGUCAUUGAUUUUUAUGAAAGCGAAGAAAACUCAAAACAAUUAGCGGGCAUGAAAGAUUUUAAAUCUGUGAAGGAUUGUGAUGGAAAUCGAACUAGGGUACAAAAAAAGUUGAUUCUUUGUAAUUUAAAAGAAUUGUACCAAAGCUUCAAAGCGCAAUAUAAUUCAGUGGCAAUCGGAUUUUUUAAAUUCGCUAGUUUGAGGCCUACUUAUUGUAUUCUUGCUGGAAGUAGUGGUACACAUGUCGUAUGUGUUUGUACUAUUCAUCAAAAUGUAAAAUUGAUGUUAGAAGGAUGUAAUUUUCCAAAAUUUGCGAAAAACACCGAUUGGGUUGUAGAAUCUCAGCCAAUUUACAAAAAUUUAUUAAACAAAUUAGUUUGUAACAAUCCAAAAGAAUCGUGCUUUUCCAGAAUGUGCAAUAGUUGUCCAAAUAAUGAAGAAAUCGCUGAUUAUUUUCGUGUGUCGUUUAAUGAAUCUGAUGUUAAUGAAAUCCAAUAUAAAAUGUGGACAUCAACAGACCGUUGUACUAUUGUGAAUGUUACGUCAGAUUCUGAAGACUUCAUCGAGACUUUAGUGACGCAACUUGAUAAGCUUUUGAAACAUGAUUUUAUUGCGAAAACACAAAGUCGAUUUUUUUCUGAUACAAAACUAAAUUUAAAGAGCGGGGAAUUCGUCGUAGUAUUUGACUUUUCGAAAAAUUAUGCAUUCGUUGUGCAGGAAGCAGCUCAAGGCUUUCAUUGGAAUAAUGAUCAAGCUACUAUAAUUCCAAUGGUGAUUUAUUAUAACGAAAAUGAUACUAUUAAGCAUUUGAGCUUUGUUGGUAUUUCAGAUUGUCUUAAGUACGACACAGUUUUAAUUUAUUUAUUUCAAGAGCAAUUGAUUGCCUUUCUUAAAAAGAAGUUUGCUGUCAUCAAUACGAUUUUUUACUUCUCUGAUGGAGCUCCACAACAAUUCAUAAACAAGAAAGCAUUUACAAACUUAUGUUAUCAUUAUGCUGACUUUGAAAUCAACGCUGAGUGGCAUUUUUUUGCAACUGCCCAUGGCAAAGGACCAUGCGAUGGUCUUGCGGGUUCAUUAAAACGAUAUGCUGCUAGAGCUUCAUUACAAAUGAACAAUAAAGAGCAUAUACUGAAACCACAAGAUUUGUUUUCCUUGGGAACGAAAAAUUUUACAAGCGUUGACUUUACUUUUAUAGCUAAUGACGAUUAUUUAAUAAAAAAAAAUGUGUUAGACAUACGAUAUUCUCAAUCGAAAACGGUGAAAGGUACACACUCAUUACACACUUUUGUGCCUUUAAAAGAUGAAAUUGGUUAUGCUUUCAUUAAAACUGUGUCCACAUCUCAAAAAAGUUCAAAAAUAAAAGUAUUUUAAUUAUAAUGAA